Molecule: messenger RNA, 915 nt
Organism: Parnassius mnemosyne (clouded apollo)
Lineage: Eukaryota; Metazoa; Arthropoda; Insecta; Lepidoptera; Papilionidae
Source: the annotation of a GenBank genome assembly
AUGUUGGCGGCAUUGUCACUCACUACAGCAGCGACUUCGUAUACAAAACCAUCGGUGAAAAAAAAACUUCAUAUAAAAUUUUACAGGAGUACAUUUUGGGAAAAUUACCCCAAAUGCGGCAACACUGUUGAUAUAUCAGAAGAGUUUCCUAAGUCAUCUGAAAAAUGGAGAAAUAUAGCGCAACAAUUUGAAGAAAGGUGGAAUUUUCCUCAUUGCUUAGGUGCGAUCGAUGGUAAGCACAUUGACAUACGACACAGUAUGGUGCUUAUGGCAAUAGUAGACGCUAAUUACGAAUUUCUGCUGGUUGAUUUUGGGACAAAUGGCAGAAUUUCUGAUGGAGGUGUUUUACAGAAUACCAAGUUUUUUGAAAUGCUCCAAGAUAACAAAAUGGAACUUCCAGACGCUGAAGUUGUCAAAAACAGCUCAACAAGUCUCCCAUACGUAUUUGUUGCUGAUGACGCAUUCCCUUUAAGAGUUGAUAUGAUAAAACCAUUUCGACAAGCUGACUUGCAUUCACGCGAAAGAAAGAUAUUUAAUUAUAGAUUGUCUCGCGCUAGACAUAUUGUUGAGAAUGCUUUUGGUAUUUUAGCAUCUAGGUUUCGAAUAUACCAUACUGUAAUAAAUCUAGAGCCAAAGAAUAUAGAAAAAAUAGUGAUGGCAACAUGCGUACUGCAUAAUUAUUUAAUGAAACACGUAGGAAGUUCUUAUGCGCCCCGGGAAUGUUUUUAUGAAGAAAAUGCUGCAAAUGGUACCAUUAUCACGGAAGGCUAUAAUACUACCCGUUCGACUAUGGUUAACUUACAGCGAAGGCAAGGAAACAUUUCAAACUAUGCAAAACAGGUGCGAGAGAAAUUUACUGAUUACUUCGUAAAUGAAGGCAGCGUAUCGUGGCAAGAUAACUUCGUUGCGGCUUAA